Messenger RNA from Cuscuta campestris, 1187 nucleotides. The record is from the annotation of a GenBank genome assembly. Lineage: Eukaryota; Viridiplantae; Streptophyta; Magnoliopsida; Solanales; Convolvulaceae.
AUCUUAAGUGUGAGUUUUAGGUUCUAGAUAUUUAAAUAAGUGUGUAAUAUCUUAUUUAAAUUCUAGAUUCAAACCCCAAGUUAGGCUAAGAGUGUGUAAUAUCUCUUAAACACCAACUUGGUUUAUCCAUCCCUGAUUUUUCUUUCAUUUCAUAUCCCCCCAUUUCUCCUCUUAAUCUCACUCUUUUCUUCCAAUUAAAAUACCCAAAAGAACUCCCUCAUCAACUCCAUAUAUUUCCAGUCCAUUCCCCCACAAAAACACCCUUCUUCCUGCCCAAAAUUCUGCCAAAUAAUCGAUUAUCAUUCCCCACAAUCGAUUAUCAAUCCCAUUGGAAACACCUGCAGGGCUCAAUAAUCGAUUAUCCCUUUAAGAUAAUCGACUAUCAGCUUCCCCAGAAAUUCUACAGCUUUCAGUAAUCGAUUGUCACUUUGUGUAAAUCGAUUAUCUUCUGCUCCAUAGCCCUGAACUAAAGCUGAAUCAUUCCUUGAUUCCUCAUCAAAAUAGCCACUUGUUUAGACCCCCGGUUCGGGUAUAACAUUUGGUAUCAGAGCUUUGUUUUGAACAUCCCUAAGGGAUCAUCUUUACACGCCUCCCUCAUCUCUUUUGUCAACCAUACACUCUUCAAGCAAUAUAUCCACCAUGCCAAGCUCUUCUCAAAACAUGUUUCAAGGGGAAUUAGCUGCUGCCCAGGAGACACUAAAGAUGGAAGUUGAGCUUGUGAUGAAACAAAUCAAGGAGCUCACUAAUUCAGUGGAGAUUCCCACGUUUGAGGGAAGAAACGACCCGGAGAAGUUCUCAAAGUGGCUAGCAAAAGUUGAAAACGUCUUUACACUCAAAGACGUGCUUGAAGACAAGAAGGUCAAGCUAGUGGUGGCAAAGUUUCAAAGACAUGCCUCUACUUGGUGGGCUAGCAUUGCUUCAAAACGAAAGCUCCAAGGCAAGGCUAAGAUUCAAACCAAGUUAGGCUAAGAGUGUGUAAUAUCUCUUAAACACCAACUUGGUUUAUCCAUCCCUGAUUUUUCUUCCAUUUCAUAUCCCCCCAUUUCUCCUCUUAAUCUCACUCUUUUCUUCCAAUUAAAAUACCCAAAAGAACUCCCUCAUCAACUCCAUAUAUUUCCAGUCCAUUCCCCCACAAAAACACCCUUCUUCCUGCCUAGACUUCUGCCAAAUAAUCGAUUAUCAUUCCC